UAACCAUUUCCGGAAAAUCAUUACAGCCUUCCUACAAGAAAGAAAAUGGAAUCCUGAGCUCGCUUGCUGCUAAACCAGUCUGUUUUCAUCGUAUAUUCUCGAAAUAGGAAUCGUGUCGCCCCGCAGUAUAACUAACAACAUCACUACCAAGUAACUGGAUCUUGCCCAAAGUUGCAGAGUAUCCCAUUCAUUGUUCUACCCUUCAGAGUCAAUGGAGGGGUCUGACAGCGUGGAGCAAGGCAGCGGUGACCAGUCAGAGUCGCAGCGCAGAACGCAGUUGGAUCGUCUGGACAGAGAAGAGGCCUUUUAUCAGUUCGUCAACAAUCUCAGUGAAGAGGAUUAUCGCCUUAUGAGAGACAACAAUCUCCUGGGAAAUCCAGGUGAGGUAACUGAGGAUGAACUCUUCAAUAGACUUCAGCAAAUCAAAGAUGGUCCAGAGCAGCCGAUUAACAACACCCCUAGCCCUGAAAAUAGUGAAGAUCCCGUUGAAACUCCAGAGAGCUCUGAGGAUCCCCAAGGUGGGGACAGCCUGCUAGACUGGCUCAAUACAGUGAGGCGGACCGGCAACACGACUAGAACAGGACACCGUGGAAACCAGUCAUGGCGGGCUGUGAGCCAGACUAAUCCCAACUCUGGUGAUUUUCGCUUUAGCCUUGAGAUAAGUGUUAACCGCAACCUGGCCGAACAACAGGCAGCCGCUGAGGGAGAGCAGGGGCCUUCAGAGCAGUCCCCAGUGGUCCAAGAAGAAGACGCUGCAGAACCUGAGCCGCUGGUUCCUAUGGAGACGGAGACGGUCGAAGAACCAGUUGUAGAAGAAAUGGCUGUCGUCGUUCAACCAGAACCGGAACCAGAGCCAGAAGAAACGGCUGUUGAGGAGGUUGCUUCCCAAGAAGCUGUAGAAGAACCUCCCAGUCCAGCUCCCCCUCCAGCUCCAGUUGCAGCUGCACCCUCACCAGAGCCCUCACCGGAGCAACCCCCACCCUGUUCUUCACCAAGGAGGGGACAAAGGAGGCCCCGCAGCUGUAGCCCAGAACCACGCAGGACAAGAGCUCGUUUAGCCAGAAGCCGGUCACCCCUCCGUUUGGAUCAGCUUGAUGGUCUACUUGGUCCACGACACACCUACGGUCCUCAAAGCCCCAGUUCUUCCACCGACACACCUCCAGCUCCUCAAGUGGAGGGCAGUUCUCGGACUCGUCAACACAUUCUCUCUAGGCCGAACCCAGCAGAUGACAGCGCUCCACCACCCAGCGUUGAAGCAGAAUCGGCCCCUGAGGCCCAGGAGGUCCGGCCUCAGGAAGCAGAGUCUACCGGGAACGAAGGGGGCUCAGCGGAGCGACGUCCCCCUACUAUCAUGCUCGAUCUACAGGUGCGGCGUGUGCGUCCGGGUGAAUAUCGGCAAAGAGACAGCAUCGCCAGCCGUACCCGAUCACGCUCGCAGAACUCCAACAACACAUUUCUCUACGAGAGUGAUCGAGGAGGUUUCCGUAGGACCUUCUCACGCUCAGAGCGUGCUGGAGUGAGGACCUACGUCAGCACCAUCCGAAUUCCCAUUCGCAGGAUUUCAGACGCAGGGUUAGGAGAGGCUACAUCGAUGGCUCUUCAAUCUAUGAUAAGGCAGAUUAUGACAGGCUUUGGAGAGCUAGGCUACCUCAUGGACUCCGACUCAGAUUCUUCAGAUUCAAACCGCGGUACCGGGACAGCCGCGGACACGGACAGCCUCAACAAUUCAGAUGCUAGUAAUGCUGAGGCGUCCGCCGCUGAUGAGCAACCUGCUGCAGCUGCUGCUGCUGCCGGAGCCAGAGAAAGGACAGUUGAGGCGGACGUAGAUGAGGGUCUCACCACCGGCCCACAGGGUUCUGCUGGUAGGGCUCGACCCAGACCCCCCAUCAGCCUGGAGGAGCCCAGCUCUCUUCCCUUCCUCCGACUCGCUCACUUCUUCCUCCUGAACGACGACGACGAUGACCAGCCUCAGGGGCUGACUAAAGAACAGAUCGACAACCUCUCUAUGCGCAACUUCGGCGAAAGCGACGCCUUGAAGACCUGUAGCGUCUGUAUAACGGAAUACGCCGAGGGGAACAAGUUACGCAAGCUUCCCUGCUCCCACGAGUACCACGUGCACUGCAUAGACCGCUGGCUCUCUGAGAACUCCACCUGCCCCAUUUGUCGCAGGGCUGUUCUGGUAUCAGCCAACCGGGAGAGCGUGAUCUAACUCUUAACAAACUCCAACCUUUUCAAUAUCUCAACUAAUUACACAUCCAAGUCAUGUACGACGCUUUGAAGAAAUGUCUCCACCGUUGAAAUAUAUUGUUUUCUCGUUUUCUGAGUUGAUGUUUCAUUUGAGGUGCUCAGUCUCUUGACAUGCAUUCAGACUCUACUUUUGACAUUUGCUAUUGGCUUCCGGAGCUGAGCAAAAGCAGUGCAUGCUGUUUAUCAACCUGUAGUGUCCACGAAGUGUCGCCUUGCACCAAGCCCCAUGUAAACAAGCAGACCUGUAAUCUUGUAUGAUAUCCUUUGAUUAUAAAUGCCGUCGCACACCUGCAGGUAGUUCAAACACUUCAGAUAUCUCCCUUUUGGUAUGAAUACUAUAUAGCACCUCAAGCACAAUUCUUAGUUGCAGCAGUUUAAAAGUAUUAGCUGUAAAUAAGCUUGUAAAGAAAAACAUUUUUGAUUCUUUGUAUCAGUGAAUUGGUUUAGGAUUGUAAAUUAUCUCAUGGGAAUCUGAGUCAUUUCAAGUUACAGUUACUUCAAGCUGAUUUAGGAUGAUGGGGGGGUGUGAGUAUGAGCUUGCAUAGUAAACUUAUGUAUACAUUUGUUGGGUUUGCAGGUAAGGGUUUAACUUGAGCUCAUUUCUGUUCGUACAACCAAAACGAUGCCCUGUUCUGGAGUUACAUUUGCCAAUUGUUUUUUUUUUUAUUAUAUAUAAAGCAUUUUAAUUUCUACAUGAUUUCCUGUUAAAAAAAGUACUGGAAAAGAAAAUCUUCCAGCAUGGAUUCAGAUAGAUUUCUCCCCUUUGCUAUUUUGUCUUACAUAACCCAAUAUUUUUGCUCUUACCUUUGCAAAUCGCAUGUUUUUCCAAUCAACUGAACUAUAGAGAAUUUUUGAAUUUUAGGUUUUCAUAUUUUAAAGAAACUCAUUCUUAGCCCCCUUUGAUAACUAGUUUAAUUAAAUUAAUCCUUACAAGAUAUGAAGAAAUAUGGCCAGUUUAAUAGGAUAUUAAGAGGCAAAAUGUUGGGAUGAAACAUAGCUGAUGUAAAAGGGCAGGAUGAUGGUAACAUCCACCAUCGUCAUCGACCACAAUUUAUCAUUUAAACUUGGAUUUAAAGUUUCUCCUCCUCCACUAAUCAAUUAUUCCCUUACUCUCACUAGCAGUUGCUAGCUAUUUCCUUGUGUUUUUCUUGUACUGGGUUAGUAAUACAGUUAGACUGGUUUAAAAUUGGAACCAUUUAAACCUUUGCUGAAACCAGAGUUAAUCUCUAAAACAUAGCUCACUUCUUUCUGCAAGUUGUUGAAUGAUAUUUAUUAAUGAAUGGCUCAGACUCUCAGACAUCGACAGAAAAUUAAAAGUUAAUUCAACUGUUUCUUGAGCAAAUCCUACCAUGUGGUGUGCAAUAUUUGCAAAAAUGUAUAAGGAUAGUAAAACAGACCAAGAUUUAAAUGUACAAUUGUUAAACUGUUUAAAUCCUAAAUGAAGACGUAUAACCCUUUACAGUUUGUGCUGAAGUUGAUUUUUAUUUAGACGUUCUGUAGGUUUUAAUAACUGUUAAUAAACAGGAACGUGGGUAAAGGA
Messenger RNA from Cyprinodon variegatus (sheepshead minnow), 3787 nucleotides. It is a transcript of the gene rlim, whose product is annotated as ring finger protein, LIM domain interacting. Bases 212 to 2209 code for a protein of 665 amino acids. Gene Ontology annotation, molecular function: ubiquitin protein ligase activity. NCBI's taxonomy places the organism in Eukaryota, Metazoa, Chordata, Actinopteri, Cyprinodontiformes, Cyprinodontidae. The record is from RefSeq and is a predicted model, not a curated record. Gene Ontology annotation, cellular component: nucleoplasm; cytoplasm. The transcript is spliced from 4 exons. Gene Ontology annotation, biological process: ubiquitin-dependent protein catabolic process; random inactivation of X chromosome; protein ubiquitination.